AUGGCAUCACCACCGUCCUCUCAGACGGCCACCCACAUCCUCUCUCUCACAAAUUACACAUGUCACCACCUUGUCCCCCUCACACCAAAGCCCCCAACUCCACUUCCACCCUCUUCUCUCCGUCUCCGCACUACAGUCGUCAGUCUAACAACAAACAACCUCUCCUAUGCACGCCUCGGCCACUUAAUGGGCUGGUACUCCACGUAUCCGCUUCCCUCCACAACACCAGCUCCAUACAACGAUACCUCAGCAUUCGGCCGCGUUGCAGCAUGGGGCUAUGCCGAGAUCCUAGAAAGUACUGUUAAAGGCAUUGAGAAAGGAAUGAAUGUAUACGGGUACCUGCCCACUAGCACGGAGUGGGAGGAUGUGACUGUAGAAAGAGCUAGGGAUGCACGAGACGGGAGUAUCAUCGAGAACCAAGUUGUUGUUACGGACGCGCACAGACAGCAUUUGUGGAAGCUUUAUAACCGAUAUCGUGUUUGCAGUCGGCCUUGUCAAGUUGCUGAUGAGAGCGAGCAGAGUGACGAGUUGGGCUGGGUAGCACUGAUGUUGGGCCCGUUUACUGUGGGGCAUAACCUCUGCAGUUAUGUGUUUCCAUGGCAGGAAGAAGAUGAAGGGAAGGGAAGAAGAAUCCAUCCUACAGGAAACGGGGAGUGGAGCGCCGAGGACGUGAAAUUAAUGGGUGCUACAGUUGUCAUGUUGAAUGCGAGUGGCAAGACGGCAUCUUGCUUCGCAUAUGCCCUCCGGCACUGUCGACCGCUUGAGCACCAACCUACCCGUAUUAUCGGCGUUAGCUCAAGUGCUUCUAUCGAGGUUAUCAAGAGGACUGGAUGGUACGAUAACGCAGUUCUUUACGACGACUUCAGCGAAACAGCCACGGAAAUUCGAAAAUUAGAUACAGAACGCAUCGUACUCUUCGAUUUCGGCGCCCGACCCGGAGCAAAUGCAAACUGGCGAUCCGCUCUGUAUUCCCUAUCGCCAACUAUUCCUUUCACACUGGUCACAGUCGGUGGUGAGGUUAUGCCUCAAGAUCCAGAGAAGGCGGCACAACGGCUUGCUGACAGAGUGUCCUUGAAUAUUGUCAACGCGAGCUUGCUGCAAGAAAAGGGUAUUGAGACAGCUGGAGGUGGAUAUUUUGAUAACUUGUAUGCAGCGUUUCAAGUGUUCUGGAGACAGGCCAGGGACGUAAGGAUGUUGAAGUUGAGAUGGGGUGAGGGGUUGGAGGACUGGGAACGAGGCUGGGAGAUGUUAUGUAGGGAUGAUGUUAAAGCUGAUGUGGGUCUAGUGUACAGUAUUUAG
Alternaria atra is the source of this 1299-nucleotide messenger RNA. RefSeq lists its product as uncharacterized. Lineage: Eukaryota; Fungi; Ascomycota; Dothideomycetes; Pleosporales; Pleosporaceae. The coding region runs from base 1 to 1299 and encodes 432 amino acids. The transcript has a single exon. The record is from RefSeq and is a predicted model, not a curated record.